CCAUGCUGGAGCCAGAGCUGGAAUAUCUGCAGAUGCUGUUGGAUGAAUAUUGUCCUUUACCAUGUGUAAGCCCUAUCUCAGAGGCCCCUCAAAUGCCUGAAGCAGAUACAGGAAACCCAGAGAUCCCAGAAGCAGUCGCCGGAAACCAAGAAGUACCAGCAGCUGUCCCAGAGAUCCCAGCAGCAGAUCCACAAGAGCCGCCCGGAUAUCUGUUUAGUCGUAUCCCAACGUCUGAGGAACUCAGUCAGAUGGAAAAGGACUUUGAGGCGGGUCUGCUGGAUCCAAACACUUGGCCCUUCAACUGCAGAAUGCCCUGUCCCACAUCCCCUUGCCCAAAAUGGCGCUAUGAUAAUCCACCCACACCACCACCCACACCGAGGCCAUCGAAAAGGUCCAGACUGGAGCCAUGCGCACAUGAAAAUGCUCUGGCUGUCGACUUUCUCUUCCAAGAGGAGCAAAAACGAGCCAUGAAACCGAGCCAGAGUGAGAGUCAGAGUCCUUUGAUACAUCGGAUCAUCCCUAAGGUAUCCCGUGGCUUGCAUUCGAUAAAACUUCUUAAGUCGCUCAGAUUCAAAAGCCAGAAAAUUAACGACACUACGGAGAUCGACGAGAUCCUUAAUAUGUUCACUCCAACGGAAAAUCCUCGUCCUGUGAAUGACACUUUGCAGCUCACACCGCCCGCUGACCAGGAUCCAGAAAUUUCAGAAGAUAUGGAAUACCGCAUCGCGGCGCCCGAUAUGGACGUGCCGCUUGAAGUGGAACAAGACAUUUCCCUGCAGGAUUACAUGCCUGGGAAAUCGACAUCACUGGCCCUGCUAAAUGACAUUCCAAGAACAUCCAUUGCCCUGCAGGAUGAGAUCCCACAAAAAUCGCAGCCAUUGAUUUCAGGCCUAUGCAUAGAAGUGGCUAUGCCUGAGGACCUUCCGCACCUACAGCAAGAAGUGUCAGUUCCGGUUCCAGUUCCCAAUAAGGAGUACUUGCACGUGGCAGAGGAGCGGGAACCCAUAUGCAUUGGCAAUGUGCAGCCCAAGCCACAGGAUAAGGCCGAGUGCCAACAAUGGAUCCUUCAGACUAGCCAAAUCCUUACCUCCCAGUACAAGUCCCUUCUCUGGAAAGACCGAAAACCUGUUGAUAUUGAUUUCGAGGAUGAAAUCGAAAAGGAUCAGCAGAAUCAGCGCCUGCCUGGCAUCGGUCAUCCAUCGACCUUGCAAGAAAACGCCUGGCAACGGAGCUACCGCUCGAUGCUGGACGUUUUCGAGGAUAUUUGUGAGGAGACCGCAUGCGAGUAUCGCGACCCGCAGGCCAAAAGAUUGCGCAGCAAAUGGGUCCAGAGAUUUGGUAAGAGCUCGCGUCCAAAUCUGUGCCGCAAGCUGGACACAAAACUGCCGACAGUCCGCUCCCGGCCGUUGCUCAAAGUGAAGAUAAUGGCCAAAAAAAAUAUCAAGAAUUUGGAAACGCUGACCCUGCGGAUCGAGUUGAAGUAUUCGAAAACGUUCUGUACGUUGCACUUGAACCAGCCGAUCCAUCUCAAGUCGGCGGCCAAGAAGCUCUCAAGAGUCGAGUACGACAAUGCCAUAAAUGUCCUGCAAAAGUUCGAGAACCACAACCGAAACUCGGAGCACAGUCGGAUAUCGUGGCUCUGGCCGAAUGGCACUGUGACCAUCAUAAACGGCUGUCGCGACGACAAGAAAGAUCUGAUAGAAGUCCAGAAUAAACUCCUCUCUCCCCUACUGCAUGUCUCCCACUUCAAGGCGGAGCCAGCCCACAAUCUGCUGUACCUGCGCAUGCGUUCCAGCGCUCAUUUUGGCUUUCAAAUCAAACUGAAGCUGUUCGCCGAAUGUUUUGUGCUGUCCGCCCAGACGAGUCGCGAUAAUGUCGGAUCGGAGUACGUGUAUUAUGUGAGCAGCGAUUUACCGGGCGUGGUGGCACAGUUGCAUGACCAUGGGAGGGUCUAUGUGUAUGCCAUGUCCAUUGAGGAGGCGGACAAAAUGUUGCUAAAGCUAUAUAUCCUGAUCCACAAUCAAAGCAGGCAUCUGGUAAAGAUAGAGCCCCAUUGAACUCUCGUCCUUAACCUUUUUCU
Messenger RNA from Drosophila persimilis, 2080 nucleotides. RefSeq lists its product as uncharacterized. The transcript has a single exon. The record is from RefSeq and is a predicted model, not a curated record. Bases 3 to 2057 code for a protein of 684 amino acids. Lineage: Eukaryota; Metazoa; Arthropoda; Insecta; Diptera; Drosophilidae.